Molecule: messenger RNA, 988 nt
Organism: Staurois parvus
Lineage: Eukaryota; Metazoa; Chordata; Amphibia; Anura; Ranidae
Source: the annotation of a GenBank genome assembly
AUGGAUACAAAUGGAAAGCCAAUCCCUCUGCGCUGUGUUCUAAUGACUAUCAGUAUGGGUGUGUUACUGGUUCUUCUCUGUGCUGGACCUGCCUGCACCCAUAAAAACCGGGGAUCAAAGUUUCAGGAAACUUCAGUCACAGUUCUGCCAUCAGUAGGGCUGCCUGUGCUUACACCUCCACAGGAGAGAGACUUUACAUCAGUGCUGACAGACAAGAAGAAGCCCCCCAUGGCAGCCUAGAUAUACCUGGCUGAUGUUUUCUGACCACGCUGCAAAAACCAAGAGGAAAGGACAAGAGGAAUCAAUAAGACAUCAUCACUCAGGCCCAUAUGGUGCUCCAGCACCUCCAAGACAUCAGAGUCACACUGUCAACCAUGUAUUGAGGGAGAAGAAACUGUCGCAGUUUCUUCAGCUGUUAACUGAUGCCCUGCUGAGAAAGAAAGUUGGUGAAAACACCUCAAGUUACAAGCGUACCCCAACUAUUUCCCCUGCAAAGGUACACAUUGCCUUUACAUGCAAAACCUGCAGUGACAUUCAUGUGGAACCUGGAGAACGGAGGGAGCUGCAGGUCUAUAAAAUGAUUUUCAGAAAUACACCAAUGACCAUCUUCAAGGAUUUUUGCGCAUACAGCUCUGCAUCCUUUCCCUGUGUCAGGACAACCUGUCCCUGGAACAUAUCCUCAGCUUUACAGCCAAUGAGGUAACAGCCACAAUAACUUUGAAUGGAGUCUUGCAUAUACAGGCAGGACAAUAUGUGUCACUUUUCCUUGAAAACAAGAUGGACUCUUGGAUCACACUUCUAAAGGGCUCAGACUUCAGUGGAGUUCUGCUUGGACAAUGAUCUACAGAAAAAUCCCAGGAACUGGCGCUCAAACUGCAGUUGCAGUAGCAGCACUUUUGUAGAGUACAGGCGAAGCAGUGAAAUUGCCUUUUCCUUACUAAAAGACUGAUAUAUUUUCUUAAACUACAAUUACUGUGCAUAUAUCUAU